GGGAGAAAGCCUCCCAAUCAAUAAUAAUAAAAUAACAACCCACGCUCGCACUUACAGAAACUCCACAGACACACCUAUCGAACAAGCCAAACCAAACCACCGGAAUCGAAAAAAAAAAGGAAAGAGAGAAAAGAGGAGUAGGGGGGGGGGAAAGAGGACACACCGAGGGGGAAAAAAAAAAGAGAGAAAAAGGGAUCGCGCGUCUGUUUCUCCAUAGUACCCCCUCGCAGGUGCACGGCCAAACAAACGCCCCCCGACGACAGCACCCCGAGUCACACAAACAGAUGGCCGACGUCCCUCUCCUUUUCGUCCCGACAGUGAAAUCCCCCUUAAAAUGCGAGGUGAAACCGCAGACGUGAGCUCCGAAUCGUGAAGAAAAUUAAUCCCCGGGGAGGUGUUUUAAUGGAUGUGAGCCUGAAAGAUGAGUCUGAUCAUGGACAACAGGCUAGAGACGAUGGACACGGAGGCGGAGGUGAAGAAGCUGCAGGCGCUCGUGAGGGAGCUGGAGCUGCAGAAUGAGGAGCUGAGGUCAGAGCGGCAGCAGUUGAUGAAGGACGGCGCUGGAGGUGGCAGUGGCAGUCCCGUGGGCGUGGGUGGAGGCGAGAAGGACGCCCAUUCGCAGCCCUCGACGCCCAAACGCCAGCAGGGACUCACAAGCUUAGAGGCCAUGGAUCCUAUAGGCGUCGAGGACUCCUAUUCCGACGACGAGACUUGGUUAUUUGACUCCCCAAAAACAAAACCCCAUGACACAGAUUGGUUACGAAAAGAUGUCGAUGACCCAGCCCUUUGUGUUGUCAAAAAGUCGUUAAUUCAGAAAUUAGAUCAGAUUGCAUUGUCCCCCCAUCACUCCCCCCGGCACUCAUUCAGCCCGUGUUCGUCGUCGGGAGUCCUAUCCCCUGACUCACCCCCCUCCUCGCGAGGUGAAAUAGAUACCAGAACCUUUGUGAGACCAAAGAAGAAAAGGUCCCUAGUAUUUGGUGAUGCUGUAAAUGAUGAAAACAGGAAUUCGUUGCUAAGGAGAGAUGGGAGUUCACGAGAGUGCCUAGCCCGAUCCAGCGGCUCUUUGGGGUCGGAGGAAGACGACCGACUCAGCUCUGCGUCUGAGGGGAGCUUCUCCUACCAGCUGACAGAUGUGGCAGACGUCAAUGCCUUGGCCCGACUUCAGGAAGAGAGUUUAAAGCUUCCUGACCCAAGAAGAGGUUCAAGAUUACCAGGUAUACGUGCAGGAAGUACUGGAAUCCCCUAUGCCUCGGGUGGUUCCGGGGGAUCGGCAACCAGCUCUCAGGAGGAUCUGUUAUCGGGUCCCCAUCCCACGAGCAGCCCCCGCCGACCCAUGCGAGGUCUACAGCCUCCGCGACGCUAUGCCUCUCACGCGACUCCUUCCAGGGAAGGGUCUGACCUCUCCACACCUCCAGAUAGCCCCUAUAAUUCGCAGCACAAUUUAGAAGUUUGUAAUGGUAGGAGUGGUUCUCGUCUCCCUAGUGGCCUGAACCGAGGCUAUGGUAGUGACCCCCGAUUAUUAGAGCACACCACGCCCACCAGUAGCCGUGGUGCGUCACCUGCCAGAUCCCACGAUUCUCCCUCUGCCUCGCAGUCUGAUAUCCGCCAAGGACCAAAGGGCUCAAGGCUACAGGCUCCUCAGCCUAAGUUUUCGCCAAGGCGGAAGGUGCGUAGCAGAUUAAGUGCCCCAUCGCCUGUACGUAUACCAAUGGGCGGGGCAUCCGGACUUCCACAACCCACAGAAAUCCCGCGGCCCAAAGCCACGGGUAUCCCCCGCCCUGGGUCUCGGCUUCAGCCCCCUAAAGCCAGAUCAGGAUUGGUCCAACCAAGAUUUCAAGCAGCGGCACAGGAUGACUGGAGGGACGGAUGCUUCUGAGACCCCCCUUGCCAGUCCUGAGGAGUCGCUGGGAUCUGCCACAGGAUUUGCUUAGGCUGUCAUCAACUCUAGCUCAAGAAUAUGAUUUUUUUUUUUUUUUUUCUUUCUUUUCUUUUAUUCUUUUUCUUUUUUUUAUUUGAUUGUGAAAAGAUUCUUCUAAAUUUAGAUAUUUUCUUAAGUACAGUAUAUAAAUAUGUAUGAUAAAUGUUAAAUGGACUUUGUUACUACAUUUAUAUUCAUAUGAUAAUUUUUCUCGUAUGAGGAUUACUCAUAGUUGGUCUCAAAUGCACUGUGGUGGAAGAAUUUUAUUUUUUCUUGUUUUCAAAUUGGUGCUUUGGCCAAGAGCCAUAAUAAAAGGUGUUGCAGUGGUGAGCGUCUGAUAUGGUUAUAAUUACCUCGUUGAGAGGAGUGGUACUUAUCCAUGACCUAAUUUACCUUGAUCAAAGAGACAAGGACGACUCACCACCUGUAUAUCUGGUACUUUGAUAUUCAGUUACGUUUCAAGAGUAUGUACAAGAAAGUGUGUAAUUUUGAAUGUGACUUAGUUGUCAAACCCUGUAAGGGCAAUCCUACUGGUGGCAAGCCAGUCCUAGAAAAUAUUUAGAGUUUAGAGAAGAAAUUCAAGUGGCAACAGUGUGAUACCCCAGUGGUCUAUUGGCCGCACAUUCCAACUCUCUUCCUGGUCCUUAGGUUCUGGACCCCUUAGCUGCCGACAAUAGUGAGGCCUUCCUUCGAAUCUGCAUCAUGCUGAUCUAGCCCCCCAACCCCCCAAGUUAGAUGAGAGGAGUAAUAAUGCAAAUUUUUUCACUUCCUCGUGUCGUUUUAUUACACAGGUUUAGGCUUUGUAACCCUUUGCUUCUUAUAUAAGCUUUAAGCAAUAAGUAUUUCUAAUCCCGACUUGGUUUUGGAUAGCAAGGAUCUAAUAGCGAAUCAGGGAAUCGCAAGUUGUUAGACAGUUUUUUAAUAAUGUCUUAGAUCGUUAAAAAAAAAAUAGAAGAAAGAAAAAAAAAGGUUAAAAAAAAAUAGAAGAAAAAAAAAAGUUUCUGAGACAACAGUUUUCUCAACAGUUGAAGUUGAGGCAGUAACUUGCAUCCUCACUAACACCAAGAUGACCAAUAUGCUUUAGGGAAGACAAACAACCAAUGAUAGUACCUGCUGAUAAUUUUCUUUUUUGUUUAUGAACAGUGACCAAUAGGUUUUAGGAAAGAAAGGAGGGGAUCCAGCAAUAGUUGUCUGUGAAAAGGCUGUUGUAAUGCCCCCAAACAUAAGCAACUGUUGAGAGCUUGUGUACCUGCAUUUUUUCAGAGUUGAUUUUCAAGCCACAUGUCAAGGUAUUAGUGGGUUUAGGUCGCGACUGAUUAGGCACUGUGCCGGGUGCGGGGAGGAGGGCCACUGUCAUUGGAGUAGAUGGGAUACCUUAUUGAUAUUUUUUUUUCUUUUCUUUUCUUUUCUUUUUUUCCACCAACCCUCAAAUUACCAUAUUAUGUCUUUUUUAUUUAUUUUUAAGUCGAAUGUGAUUCUCAGGUUUUUUGCGAGGUAGUUUAUGACACUGCCUUUUUUUUUCUUUCUUUUUUUAUUAGAGAGAUCAUCUGGUGUACUAGUAUAUCAAGUGGUACUACUUCAGAAAUUCAUUAUUGUGAAGUGAUGCAUACUGACCUACUCUGAACUAAGAAUUGCAGAUGGUUUGCAGUGACACAUUUUCUUAAGAGAGAUAUGUUAAGUGUGAUAGAUAGCCUUUUUGUCAUUGUUGACUCUCAUUUUAUUUGAAAUGAUUGAUAUUAUUAACAAUGUUUUUUACAUUGUACUCCACAUUUUUGCCAUUUUAUGAUAGGGAUUUUCAUUUCCUCUCUCCCAUGGUGAAAGGAUCUGAAUGCUUGAGUUUUGUGGUUGGAAACACACUGUGAACAUGCCUUUUUAAUAUGUAUUCACUGUAUAUGAACUUCCCAGUAUUCCUGAUGUUGGUUGUGAGUAGAACUUUGCAUCUAGAUAUCUAAAUAGUGAUGGGAUUGGGUUGAGUGGGUAUCCUGAUAAAAUUAAGGAACUGGGAGAUUUCAUUACAAAUUUCGUCCUUAAUCCCUCCUACGGAAACAAAUUUUUUACAACACCCGGAAAUCUUCUGAAACCCUCCUUCAGAAUGUAAAUGGAAACCCUCCUUUAAAAGACGAAUGGAAACCCUCCUUUAAGCGUUUAAUGGAAGCCUCCUUGGUACGUAAUCUCUUUGUCAGAAGAGGAGACCGAAAAAGAGUAAUAUAAUUUUUUUCCAGUCUUUUUUUUUUUUUAAUGUUACAUCAGGGUGAUAGUUGGCUCACAAAGACCAUAGAAGGUAAUGAAAACAAAGCUUACAACUUCAUCCAUUACCUCUGAAUGAUAUCCAGGGUGUUAGUGUAUACCAAUGAGAAGGAUAACGAUUUGUUAGGACUGAUCACGGUAGCCUUAUGCAGUGCUUGAUAUUUUCUUUUCUUGUUAGUUUUGUUUUUUUCUGCUUAUUUCUCAACGAAUUCUUAUGCUGGGUAGGUGUGCUUCUAUUAGUAUGAUUCUCUUGUUAAGAAUUAACAUGUGCUAAGUUUCCUUUGUGUGAAAGUGUGACCAAAAAAUGUUUACCUUGACUGGGGAAAAUUUCUUGGAAAUUCUACAGUAUUUUAAUAGUGGUAUUUGCAUUUGAAACUGAUUCAAACAAACAAGGGUUCUCCUUUCUACAAAUUUGUAUGAAUUCGGUUCAUAUGUUGCUGUAUUUGAAGACUGGUAGUAGUUUGAUUAUAAGCAUUUCUAUUUUUUAAUGGAGUUAAUUGUUUUGCUACUUCCAUCACUCCCUUUCUACAUAUAUAUAUAUAUAUUUUUAAAAAUUUAAUGAUUUACCUUGACUUCCUUACUGUCAGGAAAAAAUGUUAGGUUCAAUAUGCUUCUCUAAGAAGUUGUUAGAACAAGUGGCUAACCAGAAUGAGUCUGCACUUACUACCAAUGAUUUGUAUGUAUGAGAAAGUUUACGUUGUUUGAUUUAUCGUCACUUCACUCGCCUAAGGUGAAUGCAGUGGACACACAAGUACAUCUGCUUGUUUUGUCAGUUUUAUGGCUUUAACCUUAAAGAGAGUUUCUUUUUCGGAUAAAGAUAUUUUUAAAUUUAGAUGUUUCCUUCAUUUUUUUCUUGACACGACUUAGAAUAUCUUUAGGUAUGUAUAAUGGAUCCAAGUGCCAAGAGUUUCAGACUUAAAUGCUGUUGUGUAUUAGACAUGCAGCAGAUAACAAGAAAAAUCUUGACUGAUAUAGCAGGUUAUGAGUUUUAUCCUAGACUGAAAGAAAAAAAAAUGUGAUAUUUACAUAGACUUUGAAUGUACAGUUUUAUGGGAAUAGUAUUUCUUUGGUUUCAUAUAUUGUAUUCUAUUGGCUCCAAAUUAAAUAUUAGUCAAGUACAAUAGAUGUUUGUGCCUUAGAGAAAAAUCGUCAUUAAUAAAUGACUCAAACACAGUCAAAAGAACUUGGAUGCAAUCACACAAAAUGGCAUGUCAAAACUUACUGAAUGGUAGCCCUUCUGGUGUAAGUGUCACUGGUUGGAAAAGCAGUAUGCAUCUUCUCUUUGCAUUAUGAUCAUAUUUUGUAAAGGUUAUUGUUGGUAUUGUGAUUAUUGUGAUUAUAAUUUUUCCUUUCUCCUUUUUUGUUCUGAUUUUAAAGUUUGAAAAAUGAAAUCUUUAUAUAAAAGUAAUCUGUGUUUAGUAUCUUGUGAACAUCAUUUGAUUUUGUCAGUACUGGGGUAUUUUUAAUACAGUAAAUUAUAAAGUGUGUGACUGAUAUGUAUACUUAUUUUUUUCUUUUUAAUUCUUCUGUCAAACUUUAUGUGAAUAUAUGAUAAAUUGACUCUUUACCUGUAAACCUGAAAUGCAGUAAAUUUGUGGUGUACAGUUGCAUUGUGUGAAUGAUAAAACAGACAGACGAAGUGAUGAUGAAGGGUGCCAAUAUUGUGACCCAUGCUGACAUCUAUGGUAGCUAUAAUUCUCACUUUUAAGGAAAAUAUCUAUUGAUUGUUUAUCACAUGACAAAAAAAAGAAAAGAAAGAAAAAAAAAAAAGGUUCUCCAGAUAUGUUGGAAUAAAAACCAGUUACAUAGUAAUCUACGAGAACAAAAUCCUUUAUGAUUAAGUUUUAUGAAUAUUGUUAUUUUUAUUAUUUAUUUUGUUUUUAUUAUUUAUUUUCAUUUUCUCCUUUCGUGCACUGGAGAAAAGGUGAAGGAAGGGAGGUAAGGGUUUUUUCUUUCAGUUUUGUUAUUAUUAUUUUUUUUAUAUAUGUAUUUUUUUUUUUUUUUGUAUAAUGAUUAAUACAAUUGAGUUGUUUUUGUGAAACCAGAAUUUCCGGUGUAGGUUGAGAGGCUUGUAUCAAAUGAGCAAAAAGUUAUUAAAACUUCCUGAUGAUAAUAUCACUUAAUUUGUAAUGUUAAGCCUAUUAAUUUUUUCAUGUAAAUAUCUUCAAAAGGACUUUGUACCAAGAUUGAGAUAAUAUCCCCAUUAUUUUUUCUUCUUUUAAAGAGAAAAUAAACAAUGAUUAGCAGCGGGACAAGAACAUGAUUUCCUAACAUCUAGAAAUGUUUAGUUUAACACAUUCCCUUACCUUCUUGUCAUCACUUUACCUAAAGGGUAACAAGUGUCUUAGCACGAGUCCUGUGACUCACGUCUGUUGAUAUACUGUGCUUAAAUCCUAUUUAGUGAAUGAAAAUUGGGUGAGGAUAUAAUUUAUGGUGGGUUCCUAUUUAUUUACUUCAGAAUUAGUGUAUGGGUCACUAAUUGAUAUUGUUGCUUAUUUGCAUUCUAAUUUUAUAGUGUGUAUAAUCAUUUGAAUAAUGGAUGCUUUGCAUAUAGUUCCGUGUCUCCAGAGUCUGAAGACAUUAUUUUUAAUAAAACCAAUAGUGUA
Messenger RNA from Penaeus monodon (black tiger shrimp), 6771 nucleotides. RefSeq names its product SLAIN motif-containing protein 2-like. The transcript has 11 exons. Gene Ontology annotation, biological process: positive regulation of microtubule polymerization; microtubule nucleation; cytoplasmic microtubule organization. NCBI's taxonomy places the organism in Eukaryota, Metazoa, Arthropoda, Malacostraca, Decapoda, Penaeidae. Gene Ontology annotation, cellular component: microtubule plus-end. The record is from RefSeq and is a predicted model, not a curated record. The coding region runs from base 422 to 1876 and encodes 484 amino acids.